UCUGCUCCCGGCGGCGGCUCCCGGCGGCGGCUCCCGGCUCCCGGUCGGACGCCCGCGGGACAGUUAUCUUUUCGGAAAGAUGGUUCUUCAUUUGAACUCCUUUUUUGUCUUCCCUGUAAUACUCCUCUACCACUGGAUGGGCCCAACGUUAUCUUUGAAUCUGGAAGAUCCUAAUGUGUGUAGCCACUGGGAAAGUUACUCAGUUACAGUGCAAGAGUCAUAUCCGCAUCCUUUUGAUCAAAUCUACUACACCAGUUGUACCGACAUCCUAAACUGGUUUAAGUGCACACGACACAGGAUCAGUUACCGUACUGCCUACAGACAUGGUGAAAAAACAAUGUACAGGCGUAAAUCCCAGUGCUGCCCUGGAUUUUAUGAAAGCAGGGAAAUGUGUGUCCCUCAUUGUGCUGAUAAAUGUGUCCACGGUCGUUGUAUUGCUCCGAACACCUGUCAGUGUGAGCCUGGCUGGGGAGGACCCAACUGCUCCAGUGCAUGUGACAGUAACCACUGGGGACCCCACUGCAGCAGCCGUUGCCAGUGCAAGAAUGGGGCGCUGUGCAACCCCAUCACGGGCGCCUGUCACUGCACCUCGGGGUUCAAGGGCUGGCGCUGUGAGGAGCGUUGCAACCCCGGGACCUAUGGCAAUGACUGCCACCAGAAAUGCCAGUGCCAGAACGGAGCCACCUGCAACCACAUUACCGGGGAAUGCAGGUGUCCACCGGGAUACACCGGAGCCUUCUGUGAGGAUCUCUGUCCCCCCGGGAAGCACGGCCCACAGUGUGAGGAGAGGUGCCCGUGCCAGAAUGGAGGCGUCUGUCACCACGUCACUGGGGAGUGCUCCUGCCCGCCAGGAUGGAUGGGCAUGGUCUGUGGUCAACCUUGUCCUGAGGGUCGUUAUGGGAAGAACUGUUCCCAGGAGUGCCAGUGCCACAAUGGAGGGACCUGUGACUCAGCCACAGGCCAAUGCCACUGCAGCCCAGGUUACACAGGGGAAAGAUGCCAAGAUGAGUGUCCAGUGGGGACUUACGGAGUGCAUUGCGCAGAGACCUGCAAGUGUGUGAAUGGUGGGAACUGUUACCAUAUUAGUGGUGCCUGCCUCUGUGAACCAGGAUACACUGGAGAGCACUGUGAAACAAGGCUUUGCCCUGAGGGAAUUUAUGGUCUCAAGUGUGAUAAAAAGUGUCCUUGCCACAUGCCCAAUACCUGGAGCUGUCACCCCAUGUCUGGGGAAUGCUCCUGCAAGCCUGGCUGGUCUGGGCUCUACUGCAAUGAGACAUGUUCCCCGGGAUUCUACGGCGAGUCGUGUCAGCAGAUCUGCAGCUGCCAAAAUGGUGCUGACUGCGACAGUGUGACUGGGAAAUGCACCUGUGCCCCUGGAUUUAAGGGUGCUUCUUGUGGUAGUCCUUGUCUUCCGGGAACAUAUGGAGUAAACUGUUCGUCCAUGUGCAACUGCAAAAAUGAAGCCAUCUGUUCACCAGUAGAUGGUUCUUGUGCCUGCAAAGCAGGUUGGCAUGGUGUAGAUUGCUCAGUAAACUGUCCCAGUGGUACAUGGGGACUUGGCUGUAACUUAACCUGCCAGUGUCUUAAUGGAGGGGCUUGCAAUGCUCUGGAUGGAACUUGUACCUGUGCCCCGGGCUGGAGAGGAGAAAAAUGUGAACUCCCUUGCCAGGACGGCACAUAUGGCAUAGAUUGCGCUGAGCGCUGCGACUGCAGCCACGCAGAUGGGUGUCACCCCACCACCGGGUACUGUCGCUGCCUCCCGGGAUGGUCAGGCAUUCACUGUGACAGUGUGUGUGCUGAGGGACAGUGGGGUCCAAAUUGCUCCCUGCCUUGUUACUGCAAAAAUGGAGCAUCUUGCUCUCCAGAUGAUGGAAUCUGUGAGUGUGCACCAGGAUACAGAGGCACCACUUGUCAGAGAAUUUGCUCCCCUGGGUUUUACGGACACCGCUGCAGCCAGACUUGCCCCCAGUGUGUGCAUAGCAGUGGUCCCUGCCACCACAUCACUGGCUUGUGUGACUGCCUGCCUGGAUUUACAGGAGCCCUCUGUAAUGAAGUAUGUCCCAGUGGCAGAUUUGGCAAGAACUGCAUUGGAAUAUGCACCUGCACCAAUAAUGGAACUUGUAAUCCUAUUGACAGAUCCUGUCAGUGUUACCCUGGCUGGAUUGGUAGCGACUGCUCUCAGCCUUGUCCACCUUCCCACUGGGGACCAAACUGCAUCCACACGUGCAACUGCCACAAUGGGGCUUUCUGCAGUGCCUAUGACGGGGAGUGCAAGUGUACCCCAGGGUGGACUGGUCUUUACUGUACACAGAGAUGUCCCUUGGGGUUUUUCGGGAAGGACUGUGCCUUGAUCUGCCAGUGUCAGAAUGGAGCCGACUGUGACCACAUCAGCGGGCAGUGCACAUGUCGCACGGGGUUCAUGGGCAAGCACUGCGAGCAGAAAUGUCCCCAGGGUACAUACGGGUAUGGGUGCCGUCAGAUCUGUGAUUGUCUGAACAACUCAACCUGUGACCACAUCACUGGCACGUGUUACUGCAGCCCAGGCUGGAAAGGGGCGAGGUGUGAUCAAGCUGGUGUAAUCAUUGUGGGAAACCUGAACAGUUUAAGCCGUACCAGUACUGCCAUCCCUGCUGACUCCUACCAGAUAGGGGCUAUAGCAGGCAUCAUUGUUCUUGUCCUGGUUGUGCUUUUCCUGCUAGUACUGUUCAUCAUUUACAGACAUAAGCAGAAAGGAAAAGAAACAAAUAUGCCCACAGUGACCUACACCCCUGCUAUGAGGAUCAUGAAUGCAGAUUACACCAUUUCAGAAACCAUCCCUCACAGUAAUGGUGGAAAUGCCAACAGUCACUAUUUCUCUAACCCUAGUUAUCAUACUUUAACUCAAUGCACUACCCCACCUCAUGUAAACAACAUGGAGAGGCUGACUUUAGCAAAGGUAAAAAACAAUCAGCUGUUUGUGAACCUUAAAAAUGUGGAACCUGGAAAACGAGGUACUGCCAUGGACUACACAGGAACACUGCCAGCAGACUGGAAACAUGGUGGCUACCUCAAUGAACUUGGUGCUUUUGGACUUGAUAGGGGAUAUUUGGGGAAGUCUCUGAAAGAUCUAGUGAAGAACUCGGAAUACAAUUUAAGUAAUUGCUCAUUAAGCAGUUCUGAGAACCCCUAUGCUACUAUAAAGGACCCACCAGCUCUGGUACCAAAAAGCUCAGAAUGUGGGUAUGUUGAAAUGAAGUCACCAGCACGCAGGGACUCCCCCUAUGCUGAGAUCACCGGCUCUGCUACAACCAACAAGAACGUGUAUGAAGUUGAACCCACGGUGAGUGUUGUGCAGGGACCAUUCAGCAGCAGAGGACAUUUCAGCCAGGAUCCUUAUGAUCUUCCAAAAAACAGCCAUAUUCCCUGUCAUUAUGACUUGCUACCAGUUCGAGACAGCCUCACAUCCUCUACAAAGGGGGUCAGCACUGAAUGACCCCAGAAGCUGGUUUGUAGAACAGUGGGACUCUCAAGGGGCAAAUUGGCAUGGUUGUGCUCCUUCCUCUAGUUUACCAUCAUAUUUGGCUCCUAAUCUGUCCAGCAAGUAUUUGCUGUACAUUAAACAGAAUCUCAACACGAGGUUUGUAUUGUGUAUACAAGUGACAGAUGGACAAAUGCCACACUCUGGGGAUCCUGAUUAUUUUUUCUCAUGGCAGUAAAUUUUAUAGAAACGGGAAUGCAACACAUUUAUACUGUAAUAUACUGGCUUAAAAAUAUUAGUUUGCAGAUCAGUUUUGAUAACAUCCCAUUUUAGUGACCUUAAAUAUAGACUUCAUCUUUGUCAUGUUUCAGACAGGACAGUGCAAUUUACCAAAUACCACUUUUUACGAGUGAUCUGAUUCAUUAGUUAUUCAUUAGUAGAAGAAAAACUGCCUUGCCAAAUUUUACCUUCCAUUCUUAUCUUUAGUCAAGACAUUAAGAAACAAGAUCUGAUGGGGAUAAGUAAGCACAAUACUGCAGUUGUUUGAGAAAUCCAUCAUCAGGCUUUUUUGUCCAUUACUGGUGGUGGACAUGGGUUGCUUGAAUAGUUCUGGAGAUAAAAUAAUUGCAUACAUCAGUAUUAUAUGAUGCUUCAAGAUCUCUUAGUACUGCAGACCCCGCACUAGUCUUCAACAAAUAUUUUGCUACCAUUUGUAUAUUGCAGUUCUGACCACUAUUUCUGCCACACACAACUAAUAAUCCAUAACAUAUCAGUAAUUACUUCAAAAAAUAUGUAAAAUAAAUCAGUUUAUUUUUGUCUCCAUGGACUGAUUAUGUAAGGAGUGGACAAAGGUGAUGACUUCUGUAAAUCUUAACUGCAAGGAAGGGUUUACAUUUUAUAAACAGGUAGUAAUAAUGACUGUAAUAUAGAAUAAAAAUAGUGAAGUGUUCUGAUUUUUUUUCUUAGAAAUAACAAAGCAAACUCUGUGCAUACUUGCUAAAAAGGCACCUUUUCUUUUUUAUAGUUGAUGUAGGGAAACACAUGCUUAAGCUGGUCUUUUGCAUUGCUAAUAAUGUGACACAUGUAUCUCCCAUUCUUCAUUAACUUCUGUCUCCAUUUUUACUCUGUGUGUCUGUGUUUCUAGUGAACCAGCUUGUAACUGCAAAAAUAUUCUACUAUGUGUACAUUUAUUUUGUAUUUUUUGCCAAAUGGCCUUUAUUUUGUCCAUUUAAGGGACCUCUGGGCAGAGGGAGAGAAUUAAAGUAAGAAUUCAUGUCAUACUGAUGUCUAUCAGGAGGUGAUUACCUAAUACAUAACAGUUUAACCUAAUUUGUUAAUUGGGACAAAAAAAUUAUGGUGUUUUUGUUCAGAAUGAUAAUAAGAAUGCAGAAGAAAAGUAAAAAACAGUUCCUCGUUGAAGUUUAGCUUAGUCCGUUACUCAUGUGGAUGGAGACCAUCUUUCCAGAAGAGCCUUUUUUCCCAAUGAGGCUGUAACUCCUUCCUAAACAGUCUGCUCUCUGGCUUAGCACAUGGAUUGCCAUGACAUCUGGGCUGCAAUACAAUCUGACACAAAGAAUUAUCACAAUUGUGACAGUACUGAAAUAUUCCUAAGAAACCCACAACCAGUUGCCUUUGGAAUACUAAAUGCCAUAGAGGAAUACCUGGAAGAAAAACUGACAAAACUUUCUCAAUUUUUUUAAAAGGAACACCAGAGCUGAAAUGGAAGUACAAUUUCCUUUUAUUUGUUGUCACUAAAGUGGUGAAAAAUGAGGAAGCUACUGGCAAAGACAUUGUAGCAGAUGUGCCUAAGCCUGAGAAUUUAUAUGCCUCUAUGAAAUGUCCCAUAACAUUCUUGGUUCUGGCUAGCCAUGAUAACUGGCUGUUUCGCAAUUCCCUGGGCAUUUCUUGUACAUCCUUGGAAUAAAUUAUUUUACUUUAUUUUGCUAGUUAAUGUUAACUAGAAGAUUUCAGAAGCUGGUUACAAUUUAAUCCCUCUGUAAGACAAAGAAAUGAUUGGGUUUGUAUGCAUAUAGAUAAUGUGUAGAGCUACUGGUAUAUACAUUUUUUGUAUUGUGUGAAACAGACUUUAAAAUAAAACCUUUCUUUUCUAAAGCCAUGAAUAGAAAGUGCUGCCAUUUAGCAAUUGUGAGCUCACAAAAACCUGUUUUCUUGCUCUUUGUAAAAUUUGGAGGCCACUAGGUAAAUGAAUCUUCAUAAUCUAAACAGUUCUUUUUAACAUGGGAAAGUGAAGAGCUGAAUAAAUGGUAUUUUUUUGAAAA
Messenger RNA from Pipra filicauda (Wire-tailed manakin), 5736 nucleotides. It is a transcript of the gene MEGF10, whose product is annotated as multiple EGF like domains 10. The record is from RefSeq and is a predicted model, not a curated record. Lineage: Eukaryota; Metazoa; Chordata; Aves; Passeriformes; Pipridae. The coding region runs from base 80 to 3472 and encodes 1130 amino acids. Gene Ontology annotation, molecular function: protein binding. The transcript is spliced from 25 exons.